Molecule: messenger RNA, 2108 nt
Organism: Pungitius pungitius (ninespine stickleback)
Lineage: Eukaryota; Metazoa; Chordata; Actinopteri; Perciformes; Gasterosteidae
Gene: fbxo25
Product: F-box protein 25
Exons: 11
Coding region: 159-1340 (393 amino acids)
Biological process (GO): protein ubiquitination
Cellular component (GO): cytoplasm; SCF ubiquitin ligase complex; nucleus
Molecular function (GO): protein binding
Source: RefSeq, a predicted model, not a curated record
GCAGCAGGGGGGCGUGUCCGCGGCGCUGGGUGCGCUUCCGUCAACAUCUCUGCGCAAAAGAGACAAGAAGCGUAAACAGAAACAGAUGAAACAACAAACGAGUCGCUGAAGGUGUUUAGGCAGCGACCCUCUCGGCUCAGAGUCCUCCCCCUGCCUCGAUGCCUUUCUUGGGAAAGGACUGGAGGUCACCGGGAUGGAGCUGGACAAAGACAGAGCACGGCUGGAAGAGGAUUUUCCUUUAUGGACACGAGUUGGAAGACAACAGAGAAAUCGACAUAAAAGGGCUCUGCAAUGACAACAAUGAGCAUCUGUUGGUCGGAGAUGUGUGUGAGCUCGCCACCAAAAAGAGGAAAAAGGACCUCUACAACAAUAACACCAAAUCUCAGUGUGCUCAUCAUAUUAUGUCACCCUUAAUUCUACACCAAAACAUUUCAACAGAUGAAUUAGGUGUUUGUUUGAUUUUUCCCUGGCCAGUUGUCUUUGUGGAUAAGUGGAUCUACGUGCAGAACAGAAGCACCAAAGAACGGCAUGUAUACUCAACGCUCGGCGAAGCCCUGAACCGUCUAGACUUCUCCAGCGCCAUUCAGGACUUGAGAAGAUUCAACUAUGUUGCAAAACUUUUCCAGCUAAUAGCCAGGUCCCAGCUGACGUCUUUGAGUGGAGCUGCACAGAAAAACUAUUUCAAUAUACUGGAGCAGAUUGUCCGAAAGGUUCUAGACGACCACUACAACCCGCGCCUCGUCAAGGAUUUGCUGCAGGACCUGAGCUUGACGCUGCACAAUCUGACUAUCCACGUCGGCAGGUGUGUCCUCGUGGGAAACGUCAACAUCUGGUUGUGCCGACUGGAGACCAUUCACAAAUGGAAGCAGCAGGUCAACAACCUGCAGAUCCCCAAGCAAAUGUGCGGUGGCAUGACUUUCAACGACUUGCCGCUGCACAUGCAGAACAAGAUCCUCAGCGAGUUAUCUGAUGCCUAUGACAUCAUUAACGUGGGCCAGGCCAUGCCUGCUGUGCACUGCCUCAGUGAGGACUGGAUACUGUGGAAGAAACUCUGCCACUUUCACUUCUCAGACAAACAGUUCUGUAGGAAUUUGGUCCUUUCCAACAGCAAUAAAGUGGACUGGAAGCUGAUGUACUUCACCCUGAAGAAACAUUAUCCAAUGAAAGAGCAAUACGGCGACACCUUGCACUUCUGCAAAAACUGUAACAUCCUCUUCUGGAAGGAUCGCCCACUGGCCUUGUUAUUCAAGGACUGCGGUCAUCCAUGCACUGCCAGCGAUCCAGACAGCUGCCUGGUGCCCAUUUCCCCGCAGCACUUUAUCGACCUCUUCAAGCUCUAAACGCUGCACGGCGGCCAUUAAGCGAACCAAACCAAGAGUGUGAGCGAGGCGUCACGGUCAUUAUGUAUAAAUAUAAAGGGCUUCAACUGAAAGAGAGGACAUUCGUUUAAUGUCUGCAUUUCCUCACGCACAAGUGUUUCCAUAAGACAAAGGAAGGUGGGAAGAUUUGAAGAAUGUUGCUAAUGGUUUGAAUAUAAAGAACUUUCAUGUUUUUCCUCCACCUGCACAAACCAUUGUCUUUUUGACAAAAAUGGAUAAUGAGGGUAAAAGAAAAAAUAAUAUAUAAAUGUAAUAUUGGAAAGGAUUUAUAUGUACAAGGAAUUGUAGCAUGUUUGUGGUAGGUAAGUGUUGAUAGGUCAUGUCUAAGAGGUUGUUGCUUUUUAAUGGAAACGGGUGAAUAUUAACCGUAUGACGUGUCUAAUGUUCAAUUAAUGGGAUUAACUAUUCUGAUUUUGUUCUGUUUGGUUUUGGUGGUAUUUAAAUAAUAUGGUGGUGUAAGUGAAUGCUGUUUACAUGCUUCAUGUUGUUCUUUGUGAAUUCUUGAUGUGCUCUGUGUUCAUUAAGAGAACAUAAUGAACUCUGUAGGUUUUUACUGUCUAGUUCAGGCAGAGAAACAUGGUACAUUAUUUAUGGGGGAAAAAUAUUUUUGUAUCUUUCCUUCAACUUUUGUAAUAAUCCUUUGGCGUCCCAAACCUUGUGCUGGAAACAUCAUUUCACUUUUAUGGGACAUGAACUAGCUAAAAAUAAUUAAACAUUUGAAAAAAACUU